AUGCUGGAGGGCCGGCGGGCUCGCGCUCAACCUUGCAGGGCUGUGUGGUGUGUGGGGCGGGGUAACCUGUCGUGCCAGUCUCACACCGUAUGGAGAACUACUCCUAUUAUCUUACUUUCUCCGGUGAGUCAGGAUGACCUGGUGGAGUUCAGGAUGGACCUGGUGCCCGGAAACCUUGAUGCGAUGAACACUACAACAUCCUUGCCCCACGGGGUCAACUUCCAGGACGCCAUCUUCCCAGACACCGUAUGGAAACCGCCGUACGUUCUCCAGCCUGUUCCAGUUCUCCAAAUGGUCUCCACCUUGACAACCUCUCCAGCCUUACUCCCCAGAGGGGACCCCCAGGAGGACAGCAGGCUCCUGUGCUCCUCGGUGCAGGGGGCUCUGUUCGAGGAGGAGGAGAAGAGCAGGAAGCAGCAGGAGCGCCUGGGCCAGCUGGAGAGGAGGAACAGGCAGCUGAAGGAGCGCGUCCGGAAGGUGAAGCGCUCCCUCCGGAACGCCAGGAAGAGCCAGCGCCGGGCGGAGCAGGAGAGGCAAGGGCUGGAGGAGAGGCUGAGGUCAGCGGAGAGACGGGCUGGGCACCACCUCAAUUCCAUCACACAGGAGGCUACGCCCAACAGAUACCAGGAGGCUGUGUUACACCGCACGCCACACACACCGCUUUAGCCUCUAGACUGGAUGUUGUUAAAGACUGCUGGGCAGUCUCUCUAAUUUCUGUUGUUCACAGGCACGCAAGCAUGCACCCACACACACACAAUACUAAUUUAGUGUCAUAUUCAGCCAUAUAUACUGUAGUUCCUACACACAUUACAUAGAGAGGGCAUCCAGUAGCCCUCGAAUAGCAGACAGAGGGAAUUAGUAUUAGUGAAUGACUAGAGAGAAUGAGAGAGAUAUUGUAUAGUUCCUAUUAAUACACAGCACUGUCAGCACUAUCAUACAGCACUAUCAUACAGCUGAUGGAUAGACAGAUGAAAUGAAUUUAGAGUGAGUAUAUGAUGAGUGAAUGACUAGAGUGAAUGAAGAAAGUGAGGUUACUUUCUGGUAGGUCUGUGGGCAUUUGUUCCAUGUGUUUGUCUGUUGCUGUCCUAGUGUCAACACCACCAAAGAGUAUGUCCAUGAGGCAUUGGGAUCAUUAUAUAUGAAUGUAUUACUGAAGCUGCAUAUAAACUCUAAUCAGGCAUUA
Salvelinus sp. IW2-2015 is the source of this 1183-nucleotide messenger RNA. Lineage: Eukaryota; Metazoa; Chordata; Actinopteri; Salmoniformes; Salmonidae. The record is from RefSeq and is a predicted model, not a curated record.